Molecule: messenger RNA, 2500 nt
Organism: Sorghum bicolor (sorghum)
Lineage: Eukaryota; Viridiplantae; Streptophyta; Magnoliopsida; Poales; Poaceae
Product: zinc finger CCCH domain-containing protein 67
Exons: 1
Coding region: 221-1987 (588 amino acids)
Molecular function (GO): metal ion binding; protein binding
Source: RefSeq, a predicted model, not a curated record
UGUGAGCACCGCAACCAAUAUUCACCCUUUACCAUGAGCAAAGAGAUGAAAACCCCGUUUUACCCAUAAAACAUAGGGUAAUAAGCAAUCGGCAAAUCUCCCAAAAACCUACUCGUUUUGUCCAAAAACCCAAAGCACGAAGUCCCUUUCCCCUCCCCCGGCUUUGCCUUCCCCUCUUCUACCAUUUCAUCGAACACCUUCCCGAUCACGCGCCUCAGCCAUGACGGAACCCUCCGACGCGGCGGCGGCGGCAGCCGUAUCUGCGCGGCUCCUGGAGGUCGCGGCCGACGACGACUCCGCGGCGCUCGGGGACCUUAUCGCGGCACACCCGUCGCUUGCCGACGAGCCCGCCCCGUGGUACUCCCCGGCGCGCGGCGCGGAGCCCAUGACCCCGCUCAUGGUCGCGGCGGCGUACGGGUCCGUGGCCUGCAUCGAUGUCCUACUCUCGCCGCCGCACCUGGCCGACCCCAACCGUGCCUCACCGUCGUCCCUCUCCACCGCACUCCACCUCGCCGCCGGCGGCGGCGCCUCCACUGCGCCGGCCGCGGUAUCUCGUCUCCUAGCUGCCGGCGCCGACCCCACGCUGCUCGACCAUCUACACCGCCGGCCGUCCGACCUCGUCGCCCUCCCACCCAACUCGCUCCCUCUCAAGAACCACCUCCUCUCCCUCCUUGGAGGGCGCAAGGAGUGGCCGCCGGAUCCCUCCCUCCCCGACAUCAAGAACGGCGCCUACGCCUCCGACGACUUCCGCAUGUACUCCUUCAAGGUGCGCGCGUGCUCGCGCGCCUACUCCCACGACUGGACCGAGUGCCCUUUCGUCCACCCCGGCGAGAACGCGCGGCGGCGGGACCCGCGCAAGUACCACUACAGCUGCGUGCCCUGCCCGGAGUUCAAGAAGGGGGCGGGGUGCCGGAGGGGCGACAUGUGCGAGUACGCGCACGGGGUGUUCGAGAGCUGGCUCCACCCGGCGCAGUACCGGACGCGGCUCUGCAAGGAUGGCGUCGGCUGCGCGCGGCGCGUCUGCUUCUUCGCGCACACGCCCGAGGAGCUCCGGCCACUGUACGUGUCGUCGGCGGGGUCGCAGCGCAGCGCGAUGGAGAUGGCAGCGGCGAUGGGAAUGGGGCUGCCGUCGCCGGGUGCGUCGUUCACGCCGCCGCUCUCGCCUUCCGGCGGGGGAAGCGGCGUCGCCGGCGCGUGGCCGCAGCCCAACGUGCCCGCGCUGUGCCUCCCCGGGAGCGCCGGGAACCUUCAUCUGAGCCGGCUGCGCACUUCGCUGAGCGCGCGCAGCAGGGCAGUGGACGAGCUGCUCGCCUCAGCGGAUUACGACGGGCUCAUCGGAUCGCCAGCCUCUGUGCGGUCUGCGAGGGGAAAGACGCUCGUGCCGUCCAAUCUCGACGAUCUGUUCUCCGCGGAGAUGGCAGGCUCCGCGGCAUCUCACUCACCGCGGUACGGGGACCAGGGCGGCGCUGCUUUCUCGCCGACGCGUAAGGCCGCCAUGCUGAACCAGUUCCAGCAGCAGCAGAGCUUGCUCUCUCCCCGGGCCACGGUUAUCCCUGAGCCAGUGUCUCCGAUGAGCUCCAGGCUGCUCGCGGCCCUUGCGCAGCGGGAGAAGAUGCAGCAGCAAACACUGAGAAGCAUGAGCUCUCGUGACCUUGGCUCCGGCGCCUCCGUCCUGGUUGGUUCACCAGUUACCUCUAGCUGGUCCAAAUGGGGAAUCCCCUCGAGCACACCAGAUUGGGGUGCUGACGACGAUGAGAUUGGUCGCCUCAAGCGAUCCUCGUCCUUUGAGCUCCGGAAUGGUGCCAAUGGCGAUGAGCCGGACCUCUCAUGGGUCAAUACCCUUGUUAAGGAGCCAACGCCGGAGAAGCCAUCCAUUGCUUCUUUGAGUCAGGCCACAAGUCAUGAGGAUAUCGGCGGUGAGGAUGACACUGCCGGGGUGAUCGGUGGCUGGCUUGAACAGCUCCAGCUGGAUGAGAUGGUAGUCUAGAACAAACAUAACAUGAAUCAAACAAGAAAGGUGCCAUUUUUUUUUGCUGUGAUUCACCAGUUCCUUCUUUUACAACUUACUACAUCUACCAACCUUCAUACCUUGCUGGCAAUUACUGGUGAUACAUUCUUUUGGAGUUGGUUAGUGUAGGUGUUGAGAUUUACACAACCUCCCUGCAGUUGAGAGAAAUGAAGGAACCUAGCCAAUUUUAUGGAAUCUCUAGCUUGGCUAGGUGAACAUUGUGUUUCCCCUUGUACCUUCCACAUCCCUCUUUUGCUAAUCAUUCCAAAAAGUGAUUUCCUCGUUCUGAGAGGAUUGUGAAUUAUGUAGGAUAGUGCUAGCAUCUCCUAAGCUCCCAUCCUCUGCUUCUUGCAAAAGGAGUAUGAGGGUAGCUUGUGCUUUGCAUCAAAUGCUUCUAAUGACUCAUGAUUGGUGUAAAACACCCUACUGUUGUUGUACUACUGAGGAUUCAUAACUGAUGUAAAAUGCCCUACUGUUGUGUUGUGUUCACUA